Messenger RNA from Dimorphilus gyrociliatus, 1983 nucleotides. The record is from the annotation of a GenBank genome assembly. NCBI's taxonomy places the organism in Eukaryota, Metazoa, Annelida, Polychaeta, Dinophilidae.
AUUUACCGGUCAGUUACCGGUUCUCAGUUAAGAAACAAAAACGUCCAUGAUGACAAGCAACUAGUUUACCGAAUCAACGAGUUUAAUAAAUAUAUAAAGUGUUACGGGCAUAGUAUUUAACAACUACGAUACAUCAUGUCUAACAUCGUCUUACGAAUUCAAUCUGCUGAGGGAGUUAAAAGAGUCAAUUGUAAGACAUCCGACAAAGUUACUAGGCUAUUUGAGAAACUUCAAGAGUUAUUUAAUAUAAAAGAAGAGUUCAACCUUUACAAAGAUAGAAAGAAGUCUGAAAAAAUUAUCCGAUCUGAAAAAAGAAGUUUACAAUCUUAUGGAUUAGUACAUGGGGAUAUUUUGUUGAUUGAAUGGGACGAAAAACAGCAACAGCAAGAUAGUUGUAUUAAUGGUACAAAUCAAGUCAAAUAUAACGCAGAAAAAAGUGUUCCCCCCUUUAAGGAAGAUGACGUAGAUUUAGAAUUAGAAAAAGAAGAUGGUAGAACGUUCAGAGCAAGGAAUGAGCAACUCUGCAGACACGGACCUACUGGAAAGUGUGUUCAUUGCGUACCAUUGGAGCCCUUUGAUGAGGAAUACUUACGAAAUGCUGAUCCUCCAAUUAAGUUUUUGUCUUUUCAUUCAUACCUGAGGAAAUUACGAUCCGGUGUUGAUAAGGGGAAAUUUGUCAUGUUAGAAAACAUAAGCUGCAAAAUUAAACCAGGAUGUUUGGAACAUCCUCCUUGGCCUGGUGGUAUAUGCACAAAAUGUCAGCCUAACGCUGUCACUCUAAAUAGACAGAGUUAUCGGCACGUAGAUUAUGUGCAGUUUGAGAAUCCCCAAAUAAUGGAUAGGUUCUUAGAUUUUUGGAGAAAGAGUGGUAAUCAAAGAAUUGGAUACUUGUACGGAAGAUACGAACAACACAAGGAUGUUCCUCUAGGAAUAAAAGCUGUCGUUUGCGCUAUAUACGAACCAGCUCAAAUAUCCUCAAAACAAAGCGUUAAAUUGAAUAUGUCGGAUCCGCUGGAAUCCACUGUUGAAGACAUCGCAGGUCGUUUAGGGUUACAGAGAGUAGGAUGGAUAUUUACCGAUUUAUCUGCUAAAGAUUUACAAAUGGGAACAGUAGAGCAUCAUCGGGGAACAAUUGAUUCAUUCUUUCUCUCCGCUCAGGAAUGUAUGUUGGCUGCGACUUUCCAAAAUGCGCAUCCGAAUAAAUGUAGAUAUGCCAGAGAUACAUUUUUUGGUUCGAAAUUUGUUACUGUCGUAGUAACAGGUGACGCAGAUAAUCAAAUUCAUUUUGAAGGAUAUCAAGUCUCGAAUCAAUGUAUGGCUUUAGUAAGAGAUGGAUGCUUUAUACCAACAAUAGACGCCCCAGAAUUAGGUUAUGUAAAAGAAUCGUCUAACGAACAAUAUGUACCAGAUGUAUUUUACAAGCUCAAAGAUUCUUUUGGUAAUGAGGUCACCUCUUUAGCUCGGCCCCUUCCUGUCGAAUAUCUACUAGUCGAUUUGCAAGUUGCCUUCCCUCUAGAACCUUCUUAUACGUUGAAUGGUGGCAGAGAUACUUUCCCUGUUGCAAACCGACAGAGCAUUGGGGCUUCUCAAGAUUUUAAUACUUUAUCAUCAUACCUGGACAAAUAUCCAGCAGAGCGACUUUUUGACGCUUUGAAUGAUUUACACCUUUUGGUAUAUUUGUCGACUUGUGAUAUGAUACCAUUAAAAGGUGCAGUUGAAGAACUAAGUGCCAUUCUCAAAGAAAGAGAUAUGGAUAGAUUAGGAUCUUGGCUUGCGAGAGAAGAAUGGCAAACCGUCGAAACAUUGAGGACGGCCCAAGCUCCAACUCCUGUACCGAAUCAAAAUUACGUCGGUCCAAAUGCACAGCCUCUUCCACCAAUACGAUCACCCCAGCCAGAUGAUCAAUGGGCCUGUACUCAUUGCACUUUUCAUAAUACGAUAGGAAAAGAAGCCUGUGAAAUGUGUGGACUUCCUAAACAAUAA